AUGCAUUCCUAUCAAGCGACCAUUGUUACUACUUUUUGCUUUUUCCUGAGCACAAUCGCUUCUCCGGCUACUUCCAGGACGGGACCUAUCGUUCAGCGCCACGGGAUGUGGAACCAUUUGGGAUGUUUUGUCGAUUCUGCUCAACGUAUCCUCCCAGUCCAACAAGAUACAUGUGGUAAAAACACAGUUGAAUACUGCCUUGACCUAUGCGCACAACAAGGUUUUCCUCUCGCUGGCGUCGAGUAUGGUGAUGAAUGCUACUGCGGAAAGGACUGGAAUACCUUCAACACCGUCUGUCCUAACAACUGCAAUAUGACCUGCACCGCCAACUCUCAAGAGAUCUGUGGGGGUGUUUACGCGAUUAACGUGUACGAACGCGCUCAGCUGGUCGAAAAAUGCGGAGAGUGGACGGCUGUUGGGUGUGCAGAAGAGCCCAAGUGGCGAGAAGGCGAACGUCGUAACUUACCUUACCACCCGGGCACUGAUAUCCCAAUCAAAGACAUGACAGUCGAAAAAUGUCUCGAUGGAUGUGCAAAAUCUGGCUAUACGUGUGCUGGGCUCGAGUACGGACAGGAGUGUUGGUGCGGGAACUGUACAGCAAACGAUUUUAAAUACGGAUCGUACGACAAGUGUUAUAUGGGCUGUACGGGUGAUCCGAGAGAGUUAUGUGGAAGUGGCGAGGCUGAGGGGUGGGAAAUCGUCUAUACGAGGAAUGUAGGCACCAGCGGCGGCUCUGGCAGUGGUAGUUCUGGAGGUGGAGGUUCCGGUGGGGGCUCUGGCGGUGGAGGCUCCGAGGGCUCGGGCCAUGGUACUGUCGGCUCCUGGACUCCGUGCGGGUGCUAUCAGUUAGUUUUUUCAAAAAAGUUUUUCCUACUUCCUGACUUGACUGGCAAUAUUACAGGAAACCGCUCCUGUAAGUCUCAAAUAGUCUUUCUUUACCCUUCUCACGUUUCUUUCUCUCUAGUGGCCUACUCGACUUGCUCCUCCCUCUGAUCGUGGAACUGGAAGAGGCACUGACCGUAGAAGCUUGCCAAGCAGCCUGUCUAGCAAAGGGAUAUCACGGUUGUGCGGUUGACAGUGGUGAUACUUGCCGCUGUGCCGGUUCUUUAGAUGGACUUCUCACGGGGCUCCUUGGGCUUCUACACUUGGGUAAUGGAGGAUGCAACUGGAAAUGUCCCGGAAACAGCGCAGAGACUUGCGGUGGUCGAGGAGCGUUGCAGGCGUAUAGUUAUCGUGCUCAGUGAUAGAAGACGUCCCCGUAACUUUUUUUGGUCGAUUUCCCCUACGUAUAACUCCUUUACUCGUCAAAUUAUUCUUUCUUUUCGUUCUGUG
Messenger RNA from Marasmius oreades (fairy-ring Marasmius), 1332 nucleotides. RefSeq lists its product as uncharacterized. The transcript has 7 exons. Lineage: Eukaryota; Fungi; Basidiomycota; Agaricomycetes; Agaricales; Marasmiaceae. The record is from RefSeq and is a predicted model, not a curated record. Bases 1 to 993 code for a protein of 330 amino acids.